Molecule: messenger RNA, 2650 nt
Organism: Paramisgurnus dabryanus
Lineage: Eukaryota; Metazoa; Chordata; Actinopteri; Cypriniformes; Cobitidae
Product: cytochrome P450 2K1-like
Biological process (GO): xenobiotic metabolic process
Cellular component (GO): cytoplasm; intracellular membrane-bounded organelle
Molecular function (GO): heme binding; oxidoreductase activity, acting on paired donors, with incorporation or reduction of molecular oxygen, reduced flavin or flavoprotein as one donor, and incorporation of one atom of oxygen; iron ion binding
Source: RefSeq, a predicted model, not a curated record
UAUAAACGUUUAAAUGCAGCCGGCACAGGUUCAGUGAUUCCUGUUCAGCACAGACGCUCAGAUUUAAUUAUGGCUGUUGUGGAGACACUUCUGCAGUUUUCCAGCAGUGGUACAAUACUGGCUGCCUUGCUUGUGUUUUUGGUUUUAUAUGUGCUUUCAUCCAACUCCAAAUCUCACAAAGAAGGAGAAGAUCCACCAGGACCCAAACCACUUCCACUGCUGGGAAACCUGCUGACGCUGGACCUGGAAAGACCCUUUGAUACUCUCUGUGAGCUUUCCAAAACAUAUGGAAACGUAUUCCAAGUGUUUUUUGGUCCCAGUAAAGUCGUGGUCUUGACCGGAUACAAAACGAUUAAAGAGGCGCUUGUGAACCGAGCAGAAGAGUUUGGAGAUCGAGAUAUUCAACCUAUUUUCAAACUACUUAAUAAAGGACAUGGGAUCGUCUCUGCCAACGGAGAGAGCUGGAAAGAGAUGAGACGCUUUGCUCUGACUAACCUGCGUGACUUUGGGAUGGGCAAGAGACGAAGUGAAGACAAAAUCAUAGAGGAAAUUCAGUAUCUGAAAAAAGAGUUUGAGAAGUUUCAAGGGAAAGCCUUCGAUACAACUCAACCUGUGAACUACGCUGUAUCAAACAUCAUCUCAUCUAUUGUGUAUGGCAGCAGAUUUGAAUACACAGAUCCUCGCUUCACAGCAAUGGUUCACAGGGCAAAUGAAAACGUUCGGCUUGGUGGAUCUGUUUCUAUUCUGCUGUAUAACACAUUUCCAUGGCUGGGUCCCUUACUGAACAGCAAAAAGGCUAUGGUGAAAAAUUCUCAAAAAAACAUAGAAUCAAUAACACAGUUGAUCUCUGAGCUGUUAGAGACCCUGAAUCCACAGGACAGCAGAGGAUUUGUUGACUCCUUUCUCAUCCGACAACAGAGCGACAAGAAAUUCAGCAAAAAGGACUCACAUUUCCACCAGGACAAUCUUAUCGUCUCUGUGGUAAAUCUUUUUGUUGCUGGUACUGACACUACAGGAACAACAUUGCGCUGGGCUCUGAUGAUUAUGGCCAAAUACCCUCAUAUUCAAGAUCGAGUUCAAGAGGAGAUUGACAGAGUGAUCGGUGGACGUCAGCCAAUCGUGGAUGACAGAAAAAAUUUACCUUACACUGAUGCUGUGAUCCAUGAAGUACAGAGACUGGCCAACAUUGUGCCCAUGAAUGUACCUCAUGCGACCAGCUGUGAUGUGAACUUCAAUGGAUAUUUCAUCAAGAAGGGUACCACUGUAAUUCCUCUGUUGACGUCUGUAUUAAGGGAUGAAAGUGUUUGGGAAAAACCACACAGCUUUUAUCCAGAACACUUUCUUGAUGAGAAGGGCCAGUUUGUUAAGAACGACGCUUUCAUGCCCUUUUCUGCAGGCCGCAGGAUUUGUCUAGGAGAGAGUUUGGCCAGGAUGGAGCUCUUUCUUUUCUUCACCUCCCUUCUUCAGAUCUUCCGCUUUACUCCUCCACCAGGAGUGUCUGGAGAUGAACUGGAUCUCAAGGGAAUCGUUGGAAUCACAUUAAAUCCAUCACCACACAAACUGUGUGCCGUCAAACGCUGCUGAAUAUCGAUCCACAUAGGGAUAAACAGAUUUAAGCACCAAUUUUACAAAAUGCACAUAAUGUAUAUAUUGUAAAUACUGGAAGAAAUUAUUAGCCACAGUGUGCAAAGCUACUUUCAUUGUAUAAGCUAAUUUUAAGUAUGCAUCAGAUUACUUUAUAUUUGCCCAGAUAUUUUGCUGAAAAGCAAUUGAAUUGGAAACUGAAUUUAUUUAAGACCUCCAGUAAUCUACACCUCACCUAAUGAAUAGACUGACUGUAGAAUCUGUAUACUAAUGACGCAUUCUAGGCAACCUGUAACCCGCAAAUUACGACUCUGAACUGGGAGUACAUCGAUCUAGUACAGUAUUCUUCAACCCUGGUCCUCGAGGACCGGUUCCAGAAUGUUUUAGAUGUCUCCUUAAUUAACACACCUGAUUUAACAGCUUGUUAGGGAGACAUUCAGCAAGGAGGCUGAUGAGUUAUUUCAGGAGUUUUAAAUCAGGAGACAUCUAAAAAUUUCUUGAAGGGGGUCCUCGAGGACCAGGGUUGAAGAACACAGAUCUAGUACGAGUUCACAGGUGGGAAGUCAUGGAUUUGACUGCCGUUCCAGUGCACUUUCACGGGUAGAAGGUUGGAAAACCAUGGGUAACAGGUUGCCUGGAACGCAUACUCCCAGUUCAGAGUCGUGAGUCAUGGUUUUGAAGUCGUGACUUACGGACUCAAAAACCUGCCUGGAAUGCAGCAUAAUAUUGUAUUGGAAUGCAUACAAGUUAUGGUUACUAGCAAGUGUAUCUAAAUGUAUUGUAAGCCCGGAGUAUUAGAACUAUUGCGAAUAGACAUCACAGUUACGUCAAUGCAAGCUUGCGCGAUGUGGUCGCAGAAAAACAGUGCAAAUUGUUACGAGUGAGUACAAUCCAAAUGCAUAAAUGUAUUAAAAACAAACAAGGCAAACAAGACAAAAGGAUAGCCCAAAUCAGUAAUCCAAUAAACAGGCAAAAAGGUCAUUACAUGAAAUAUGAACAUGGAAGCAAUGGCUAUAGCUAUGAUCGCUCGGUACGCAAAUAAACUGACAAUAUUUUGCAACAUGAA